AGUACUUACAAGUGUUCUAAUGGACGAUCAUGAAUGAUCUUUGAAGAAAUGGCUUUUUUCCCUAUGGAGGAACAGGAUACGCUUAGUUCUUCGUCAGCCUGCUUUCGUUACUGCUGCUUAUUACGCGUGUAGUUUUAGAGAUUAUAGCUUAAGUACUUGGCAAGCAAAAUGCAGUCGUGGGGUAGCAGUGGUGGCUGGCGCGGUGGCAACCAAAGGCAGGGUCCGUAUGGUAACUACCAGUAUGGCAACUCCAGUGGCAGUACGUCUUCGGGAUACGUUAUGACACACGCAUUAUUUAUAGUGUUCCGUGUCCGUUCCUUCGUGCAUGAUUUUUUCACACAAGAAUAAGAAAGUAAGUGGAAAGAUAAAGAUUAAGAAAUGAAACAACUUCAAGCUACCACCGUACUAGUUGUUGACACGCAAGAUGAUUGUGGGACGUCGAGCAGCGGGUCACUCUUCAACCAGCAAUACGUUUAUUUUCAUUUUGAUCAUGUAACACUUCUCACAUUCCCAAGAAGCACCUUAUUUAAUACUCAUCUACUAGACAGUCAUCUUCUUCCUACAACCCAGCACACUCUAAUUCAUGUGCUGGAGGAGGUGUGGGCGUGAAUCUUCAGGCUGCUCAAUUCACAACACUGCCAUGGCCACGAAAGGUAGAGUCGUUCGUUGCGCGGUUCAUGCAACUUGUUAUUGAUGCUAGACAGGAAGAUUAAGGCUCAAUUAAGUAGUUCAUUAAUGUAGUGUGAGAUAUUAAGUACCUACUUUGGAAAGCAGAAGCUGAUAGUUCUGAGUUCUAGGCUCAGACCGUUUUUUGUUUGCGGUAAGAAGAAUAUCAGCACUUUGGUCUUCCUCGGUCCAUCUCAUCAUUAAUGUGAUAAUUGUCUAAUUCAUUGAUUUCCAAGCAAGGGUCUACUUAGUCUUGCUUUACUGUUAGUUUGCUAAAACUUAACUACAAAGCCUACAUGAACAUGUUGUCUACAGUGAUGAAUUGUUUUGAGCAGCUCUAAGAAGAACUGGCGCAAGCCUUGACAAUACGAGGAGAGGAUUGGAGCAUCAAGCAGGAGCUGGCGAAAGCCCUAAAACAGCAGUCCCCAACAGCGAUAGAAAAUGCUGUCAUAGCAUACUUUAAUAUUAAGGCGAAGGUGAUGAUCUAGUUCUAGAUAAGAUGAUCUAGAUGUUUGUGAUUGUGUCAAGAAUAAGAAUAUUGAUGACAUGAUGAAGUAGUAGAACGGCGUAGCAGAACAUCUACAUUAUGAACGUUGCUGUUUCAAGAAAGUACUAGCUGUGAUAAGUUGAUGACGAUGAAUUAUCAUCUGCUUCUGGUGUCUUCUACUAUUCAUCAAUUUUUACAUACAAGAACUACUUCUAGUUCUAGAUUGUUCUUCUUCUUGUUCUUGCGAAAAAAGAAGUAUACUAGAUGCUCACUGACUUUACUGACUAAAGCACUAAGUAGUAAAGCAACCGGGGGCUAGUUUUCACCUCUAAAAUAAGUCUAAGUUUAUCCCCUGCAACAAUAUACCACUAGGUACUCACUGAAACAACUUCCACCUCUAAUAUCCGUGGAGGAGCCGCAACGUCGUUUUUUACGGAGACCGGACCCCUGGCUCGGCAUUUCGAAGAACCGACGAAAAUAAAACGAAACUUUGUGCAAUUUUUGUCGUCUUACCUGAUUAUGCUUAAGCUCUACUGCGAAGGGAUUAUGUGGGGACUCACGCCGAAAGCAAAACCAAUCAUGACGGAAAGUUUAGGUUCUUAUAAUUUGGUGUGUUCUUAUAUUAUUUUCGUUGCUUUUUUAUUAACUACAAUAUUGUGAAUGAUAAUGAUUGUUCUAAUAAAAUUCUUCGUGUCCUCUUCUACGUCAUCCACUGCUAUUCCCAUUCAAAAAGAGUAUAGUCCACCUAUAUUAUCAGAGUACCUCCAGACGUGCCUCAAAGAGUGGUCUACGAUAUAUUGUGCGACUAGAGCAGAGUAUGAGACGCAUGUGUGGAUGGUGCCAUCGUAUCAAUAUCUACUGUCGUUUUCACGCGAACAAGCUGUGAACAUAGACGCACAUUUCAACACCGCGGAUAACGAAAACGUCAAUAAAUUGGUACUACUUGAUUUUUCAAGAAGUAACUACUUGUUAUUGUUGUUGUGUUAACAUCAACACGUGAAUUAUCGGUACACUAAGUAUUAAGUACUUAUUUUUCAGAUUUUUUUUUCGUAUCAGAAUGGAAAAGGAAAAGCCACCAAUCGCUUAUAGUUGUAUCCGUCUCGUACUUGAAUCUGAUCUGCAUAACCCACAGCACGACAAGAACUUUCAACUUCUACUUUAAAAGACAAAUAUGAAAUCUUUUCUUUUUCAACUUUCACUCGACUUAAGGUGGAAACACUGCGUAAAGUAUUCGCAGAGAUGGUUCGAGAGCGGCAAAAGCGUGCUGGGUUUCUGGCCACAACUACGGAGCUCGUCCGAUGUUGUCUCUCGAUGUUUCAGAUUACUCUAGUGGAAAAUGUUCUAAAGAAUGUACAGCAAGCGGCCGCAGCAGGAGGCGCAGGAGUUCCAGGUGGUGGAGGCGCCUUUGGCGGUAAUCGAAAAGGCCUUCCAGGUUUUCCAACAGUGGGAGUUCCACCGAGUGUCUCAGUCACGUUAGCCUACUACUGGGGAGUUGUUCUGGUAUUUUUACACGUCGUGGUACGUUACAGUACGUAGUUUUAGUUAUGUGCAAGAUGAAUAAUAAGCUGCAGAACGACAAGUGUUGAGCUUUAUUAAAGUUAUAGGAAACACCUUUUGUUAGGCACAUUCAUUUAUUCAUUCAUUCAUUCAUAAAGCUGACUUCGCGUGAGCGGGCAUACUCAAUGAGGCAUGACGAGUAGUGACACGGUUAGGUCCGCCAGGCUCGGGCUACCGCGCAUCGCCACUUGAUUGAUUGAUACUUGCAGAGUCAACACAGAGGACAUCAACAUGAUAUUAUUACUAAGUAAUCAAGGGGAACAACGCUCUAUACUAGUAAUAAUGUCCACCACGACUUCCACGAGCAGCACGACAUAUUACACCAGGUUCAAUCAGCCAAGUAUUCCGAAGCGGAAGGGAAAAUAGCUUGGGGCUACUCGCAGCUGGUGAAGAGCGGCUCGGGAUCGUUCUUUGGGGGAGGAUCUUCCUCUUCCGGCAAUGGGGAACAACAUCUGAAACACCGCAGACAGAUGCUUUUUUUUUUGAUACCACUGCGCAUUCGCCAGGGAGAAUUACCGAAGCGGGAGUUGUUGAAGAUGUACGAUCUGGAGUCCACUUAUGGCAAGAUUGUGGAAGCUAUACGAAGUGGAGACUUGGUUGCCUACGAGCAAGCGGCGAAGGAACAGACACUCAUAUUUGUCAAACUUGGUACGAUCUGUACUAUUCCUUGUCGUCAUCUUAGAUGAAAUAAAUAAUAUGAGAAGUACCUAGGAGAAAGAUAUGAUCGGCAGCCGAGUACAUUUACUUGGUUCUUCAGAGCAUUGCAGCAACACACAUCAGAGUCAUACAUGACAGGAGCAUCUUCAUCAAUCAAUCAAUCAAUCAAUCGAACGUCUCUCCUUUUUACCACAGGCAUUGUCAAUUUGAUGUCGCAAGUGAAGCACAUAGUGACUCGCCAGUUUUUGCGGAAAAUCGUGGAGAAUUAUAUCGCCGAGCUCGACGCCACAACUUCUGAGAGGGCUAAAUCUGUCAAGCUAUCCUUGGGUGUGGUUGCGAAGUUAAGAAAAAUGGAUGCUUAGUGUUCUUUGUGUUAUAGUGUAGGCCUACUUCUGUAGUUGUAUAACUAGUACGAGUUACUACACGUUCCAACAAGACGGAGAACCACAACAGCUAAAUAUCAACAGGAUACGAUGACGAUAGUUCUCUGAUGAAGUUUCUCGUCUAGUACUGUUUUCUGUUGUACAACAUUCCAUCUACGUACUUCUCAACCUCAGUAGUUCACUAACACCAACUAUUUAAUCUAAAAGCAAUUUUACUACUACGUGUACAAGUACAUCAAACAACCCAUCUUCUUUUUUUUGUCCUAGACCCAACUCGUCUAAUUUCAGCCUUUAUGUCCUUAGCACCACACUUUUCGGCAACGGAUGUGGAAGAUGCCAUCGCGCAGCAAAUCGCAUAUGGUGGGAUCAAGGGGUACCUCUCCGUCCAUCAUGGUAAACUCGUCGUGCCACGGACGGCGGCGUUUCCGUCUAUCCCCGAUUUUUCAGAUGCUUUGGAGCAGAAUAAUAAUUAAUUCAUCUUCUGAAGCAGCUGUUUAUUUUCAGCUUCAGGUAGCAGAACAAGCAUGGUCGUGUGCUGGAGGCUUGCUUGAGCUUUGUUGAUGGAGCUCACACCAGUAAUAAGGAAAAUUUAUGCUCUCGCUCCGUCUUCUAUUGUUCUUGAGACAGUAUUCCCUCAUAGCCACAGUAGGUGUUGUACAACGGUCGUGCAGGAGGUACUAUCCUUCUUGUUGCUUCCCGAGGCCUCUGCUCUUAAUGCCCCACCGAGUGACUACAGCAACUACCGUAUUUCGCUUCCAUAAACGAGCAAAUCUUCCAAAUUCUCAACGCUUGUCCUUGGUGUCCUAGAAGUUGCCGUGUGCUCUUGAAGGUUACAAUAUUCUCCGAUGAAGAUCUGACACACCGAGGAUGAAGUUCUGAUGCAGAUGAAGCACAAGUUCUACUGAUGCAGAAGAAGCACUGUACUUGUUUUUAUCUAUUCGAAAACUCAAAAUAACCGAGUUACUGACUGAAAUAAGGGAGGCGCUAGCUUAUAGCGUCAAGGCUACCUUUCCUUCUCAUCAGUAUCGCGGCUAUAUAUUCU
Amoebophrya sp. A25 is the source of this 4792-nucleotide messenger RNA. Lineage: Eukaryota; Dinophyceae; Syndiniales; Amoebophryaceae. The record is from the annotation of a GenBank genome assembly.